Molecule: messenger RNA, 983 nt
Organism: Ahaetulla prasina
Lineage: Eukaryota; Metazoa; Chordata; Lepidosauria; Squamata; Colubridae
Gene: MPDU1
Product: mannose-P-dolichol utilization defect 1
Exons: 7
Coding region: 111-836 (241 amino acids)
Biological process (GO): oligosaccharide biosynthetic process
Source: RefSeq, a predicted model, not a curated record
GGCGUGCCUUCUCCUCUUCCACGCACGCGCAGACGGGCCCGCGCCCUCUUCGGACGAAGCGGCAUUAUGGAAGCGGAAGUCUGGGCCGCCUGAAGCCCCUCCUCCCCGAAAUGGCGGCGUCGGCGCUGAAGGUCGCCCUGGUCCCCUACAUUCUCCCCGAACGCUGCUAUGACGAGCUCGUCGUCAACCUCAACCUCCUGCACGUGCCCUGCCUGAAGGUCUUCCUCAGCAAAGCCCUCGGAUUCGGAGUGGUGGCCGGUUCCCUUGUGGUGAAGAUGCCGCAGAUCCUGAAGAUCCUGGGGGCCAAGAGCGCUGAGGGCCUGAGCUUCAAUUCCAUCCUGCUGGAGCUCGUGGCCAUCAGUGGCACCAUGGCCUACAGCAUCGCCCACAACUUCCCCUUCAGCGCCUGGGGAGAGGCCCUCUUCGUCAUGAUGCAGACGGUGUCCAUCGGCUUCAUGGUGCAGCAUUUCGGGGGCCACACCAGGCGUGGCCUGGCCUUCCUCUUCACCUACUUCGCCCUCCUGUCCCUCCUGCUCUCUCCGCUCACCCCAUCCGUGGUCGUGACCACCCUUCAGGUCUCCAACAUGCCCACUGCCACCACCAGCAGGCUCCUGCAAGCAGCCACCAACUACCAGAACGGCCACACCGGCCAGCUCUCGGCCAUCACAAUCUUCCUGCUCUUCGCGGGAUCCUUGGCACGAAUCUUCACGUCCAUCCAGGAGACCGGAGACCUCCUGAUGGUGCUGACCUACGUGGUCUCCCUGGCCUGCCACAGCCUCAUUUUGGGACAGGUGCUUUAUUACUGGAACGCUACGGACAGGCUCAAGAAAGAGUGACCGGCCUCACCUGCGGGGCGCCACGCCCUCAAGGAGGCCCUCUCCGCUCUGCUCUGCCCUCCUGCCUUCAUUCUGAGUCCCCCUUCCCCACGAAUUCCACGGGACUUUUUAUGGCCCACGCAGGGCGGUGGGGCUGCCAUCAGACUG